GGGCUGGUCCGGAGUUAGUGAGGUCGAGCUGAGAGGCAUUGGCACAAGCAGAGCAGCUUUCACGCACAGAUGAAAUCAGUGCAGGGAGGCUUACUUUACAGUAGCAAUACGUUGUAGGCAGCAUUGCAGUUCAUCACUGCUGGGCGCUGGGAUCUUUCUUCUUGUGGAGUACGAGAUCAGAAGCAGCAAAUGUUUCCGGUCAGGCAGCCUUGGCUUUGCAAAGCCCUAGGUUGUUAUGAUUGCUGUAUCCGGUGCAUUGGGGCAGUGCCCUACCCAUCCCUGGUGGCCACCUUGCUGUGCUAUGCUGGCAUGGCAUUAUUUUGUGGCUGUGGGCACGAAGCGUUGACCCAGACCGAAGUCCUUGUUGAGACUUACUUCGCCCGCAAUGUUCAGGACCAUGAGGUCAUGGACUCCUUUAUCAAAUAUUUCCAGUAUGUGAUCUAUGGCCUGGCCUCAUUUUUCUUCCUUUAUGGUAUCCUGCUGCUGGCUGAGGGUUUCUACACCACAAGUGCUGUCAAGCAGACGUUCGGCGAGUUCAGGAGCACCCAAUGUGGCCGCUGCCUCAGCCUGACGUUCGUCAUAGUGACGUAUGUCUUGGCCUUCAUCUGGCUGGGAGUGUUUGCCUUCACGGCCAUUCCGGUCUUCUUCCUGUUCAACAUGGAGCAGACCUGCCACAACAUCAACAUCCUGGCUGAAACGACCCCCAGCAUUAAUCAGCACGCCUGGAUUUGCAUGGAUGCCAGGCAGUAUGGUCUGCUUCCUUGGAAUGCGAUGCCAGGGAAGGCUUGUGGAAUGACCUUGGCAUCUAUUUGCAAGACCAGUGAAUUCUACGUCACCUAUGACCUGUUCAUAGCUGCAUUUGCUGGUGCUGGGAUCACUCUGCUAGCACUGAUUCUGUAUCUGGUCCCCACCACCUACAACUAUGCAGUCUUGCGAUUUCUGGGCAGGAAAGGUGUUCGCUAAGCACAACGUCUCCCCCAGCGUUGACGCCGGCAUCUUUCCACGAGACGGACAGAGAUCACAUGGUCUCUAUCCAUACUCUCGGAAGCAGCAACCUCCAAUAACAGACAUACUGUAUGUUUCUCAUCACUGUUGUGUAUGAACAACAUCAGAGAGAUGAAGAUAUUUCACCCCAGCAGCAAAUCCUCCAUCUCAGAUGAUUCUCUUGUUUGUUGUUCAUUUCUCACUCGCAGGUUUGUUUUUGUUGUUGUUUUGAGGCUUCACUGGUGCUGAUGAUGUUGUCAGAUUGUGAUGUAUGACAUUGCAUGAAUAAUUAAGAGUAAUGACAGCUUGCCUUGAAAAUCCUAACUGCACGCACACCAUUCAGUGUUCACUGGUGCAUGGAUUGGUUCUGAAUAUGACUUUGCUGCUGCCACGUUUUCACCAUCUGUAUCAACAGUGUGUGUAUACUAAAGCAAGCGACGCUGAGUGUCCAAUGGUUUUCUGCCAGUUUGCUUCACUUACAAAACAUGCACUUUGCAUUCACUUGUAUGAUAUUUUUUGCUUCCUUUGGAGGGGGGGGGCAAAUGUGUAUCCAUUUUCAAGCCUUUUUUUCAGUUAUUGCUUAAAAUAAGUCCUUAUGCCACUGCGGUGAUGCUUUAAUAACCCGCCUCCAAGUUGUUUGUGCUCAUUUGAAACUAAAUCAUUUAAAUCUGCAGAAUUAUA
Solea senegalensis (Senegalese sole) is the source of this 1665-nucleotide messenger RNA. RefSeq names its product proteolipid protein 1b (gene plp1b). Bases 190 to 963 code for a protein of 257 amino acids. Gene Ontology annotation, molecular function: structural constituent of myelin sheath. The transcript is spliced from 7 exons. Gene Ontology annotation, cellular component: plasma membrane; myelin sheath. Gene Ontology annotation, biological process: central nervous system myelination; axon development. NCBI's taxonomy places the organism in Eukaryota, Metazoa, Chordata, Actinopteri, Pleuronectiformes, Soleidae. The record is from RefSeq and is a predicted model, not a curated record.